Clupea harengus (Atlantic herring) is the source of this 493-nucleotide messenger RNA. Its product is annotated as histone H3. The record is from RefSeq and is a predicted model, not a curated record. Gene Ontology annotation, molecular function: protein heterodimerization activity; structural constituent of chromatin; DNA binding. Gene Ontology annotation, cellular component: nucleosome. NCBI's taxonomy places the organism in Eukaryota, Metazoa, Chordata, Actinopteri, Clupeiformes, Clupeidae.
GCCCAGUCAGGGAGGUGUAUUGCGGAAAACUCGACGUGUUAAAAUGGCAAGAACCAAGCAAACAGCACGUAAAUCAACUGGUGGCAAAGCCCCAAGGAAGCAGCUCGCUACCAAGGCUGCGCGUAAAAGCGCACCAGCUACCGGUGGCGUGAAGAAGCCCCAUCGUUACAGGCCCGGUACCGUGGCUCUGAGAGAGAUCCGUCGUUACCAGAAGUCCACUGAGCUGCUAAUCCGCAAGCUGCCCUUCCAGCGUCUGGUCAGAGAGAUCGCUCAGGACUUCAAGACCGAUCUGCGCUUCCAGAGCUCUGCCGUCAUGGCUCUUCAGGAGGCCAGCGAGGCUUACCUGGUCGGUCUGUUCGAGGACACCAACCUGUGCGCCAUCCACGCCAAGAGGGUCACCAUCAUGCCCAAGGACAUCCAGCUGGCCCGUCGCAUCCGUGGGGAAGCGUGCUUAAGUUCAUUCUUCACUCCAGAAAUCAAAAGGCUCUUUUAA